Messenger RNA from Lingula anatina, 4830 nucleotides. RefSeq names its product dynein axonemal heavy chain 6. Gene Ontology annotation, biological process: microtubule-based movement. Gene Ontology annotation, molecular function: dynein light intermediate chain binding; dynein intermediate chain binding; ATP hydrolysis activity. The record is from RefSeq and is a predicted model, not a curated record. Lineage: Eukaryota; Metazoa; Brachiopoda; Lingulata; Lingulida; Lingulidae. Gene Ontology annotation, cellular component: dynein complex.
AUGUACCUCAACUUGACAUCACAUUUGUAUGCUAUUAUUUCAGAAGACCGUCCAAGUUAUGCACAGAUUGCAGAGUGGAGAAAGAUUCUUGCUCGGCUGUCAGAGUUCCUGAAAAGUGUUGACUAUCUGUUACUGGAGUUGCUAAGAAGACUUGUCAAAACUGCCGUGAAAGAACUCCUCAACUUCCUGAUAGCUUCUUUUAAUGUAGGAGUGGAGGAGGAAGAUGAAGAAGAUGAUGAUGAUGAAGAUGAAGACAAUUCCUCCACAGAAGGCUCUCCCCUGCCUCCAAGGAAAACUGGGGGAGGUUUCAGGAGAGGGUUCAAUUUGAGACAGGACACUCCAGAUUCCCAAAGAACUGGCACCCCUGCCAGUAUGAAACACAGAGGGAAGGAGCGUCAGGGGAUAAUGGAGACGACCUAUGAUAUUCCCAAGUUUGACUUUGACAAGCAGCCAGAAGAAACCAAAACACUGAAUGCUGAUGAUGUGAUGGAGGAGAUAAAGAAGAACCAGGAAGUAGACGAGGAAGUUCCAGACCCAGUGAUAUCGGUCCAGCUGGUACUUAAUGUGCCAGACAACCUCCCCAAGUCCCAGCCUAAGUCCAGGGAAGGCAAGCGGAGUGGGAGAGAUAACAGGCCCUUUACAUCAGAAACUGGGAAGAAGAUUGUUACCUUUCCUGAUGAACCUGAUUUCUCAGGGAGUGAGUCUGGCUAUAGUGAUGAGGAAGAAGAAGAGGCGGAGGAGGACUCGGAGUUUAACAGGUUCAAGUUUGCCUACCCCUUAGACGAGGAGGAUGGAUUAGGUGCUGGUGCAGAGGCGGCAUUGGUAGACAACCAGACCAAGGAAGUCCCUAAGAACAGAGCUCACUGCACCCUUUCUCCUAAUGAGUAUGAGAUCAAGAGAGCCAUGAGGGGGAUUAUUACUGGGUUUGAAUACACAGUUGCUCAAGUUGGCUCCAUGCUGCGGGAACCCAGACUGGCCGUGUUCUACUCUCCUCCUAAACACGAUCUGAAACUGAACUAUGAUGAGGAGAGGGAAGAAGAGGACAGAGAGAAACAGAAACCCUGGCCAGACACUGCCUUCAUAUUUGGUGAGGACCCAGAGUAUAUGGGGCUGAUAGACGAACUCAUGAAUUAUGUAACACAGGCGGCGGAGCAGGUGGCAGAUUUCUCUGAGAACUAUGACAAGUACUGCCUGAUGGUGGAGCAGGCCAGAAGGAUGGAUGUGGAGGGGUCCAUGGCCAAGAAACAGUGGUCAACAGAUGAAUUCCAACAUGUUCUCUCCAUACAUACUGACCAGGUACGUGAGAUGAAGAACAUGGUCCUCAGUAAGAGACUGGGCAUGAUCCUGCUGAUGGCAGAGAAGUUUAGCGAGGCUUGUAUGCCCUAUCCCACCAAUGUCCUGAAUAUAAUCCACAAGAAACUGCCUGUGGUGGCCAACAAGAGGAAUGAGGACCUUAUUAAUAUUAUCAAGGGAGCCCUGAAGAAACUGGACCACUUCCCAUCCUCAGUGGAGGAGUUUGUGGAGCACCUGUCAUUCCUGGGUCGCAUGUCCUCAGAGUUACCUGUCCUGGACAAAGAGUUUGCCAUUGUCACCAAGAUGUUCUCUAUAGCCAAGGACUUUGACGUGGCUAUCCCAGCUGAGGAGUUUGCGUUGUAUCAGACCCUGGCUCCGAGCUUUCAGCAUCUGAAGUCCACUGUCCUAUUCUGUGAAGCCAAGAAGGAAGAAAACAUCCGCAAGUUCAGCACAGACUUGGACAGCCUGGUUAACGACAUACGCUUCACCAUCAUGGAGAUCAAGAACAAGGUGCGAGAUCCGGCGCUCCUCCACGCAGACACCAUCCCCCUGGCAGCCCUGGAGAACAUUAAGUACCUCCAGGACCAGGUGCAGACACUGGCCUCCAAGGCACGCAGCUACGGCAGCUACCAGGAUAGAUUUGGAAGUUCUCUGUCACAGUCCAAGAAGUUUUCUGAGGAGUAUCUUCUAAUGGACAGAAGAGAUGAUGCUGCCAAGGCUCAGGCAGUGCAGCAUGAACUGUCUGAGAUAGAGCGUGACUUAACUCUGCGACGGCUGCUCUGGGAGUCCAGUGAGGAGCUGACCAGACUAAUGGAGGAGUGGACGUCCACUCCCUUUGAUAAACUGAAUGUGGAGAGCCUGCAGAAACACACCAAUAGGUUUACACAGACGGUGUUUAUGCUAGAGAAAGGUCUUCCUCAUAAUGAGGUCUUGCCUAAGCUUAAGGAGCGUGUGUUAGACUUUAAGCAAGGUAUGCCAGUCAUCACGAGUCUCCGUAACCCUGCUCUCCGCGCGCGUCACUGGUCAGUCAUCGAGGGCCUCAUUGGGAAGACGAUCAUGAAAGAAAAGAACUUCACUCUGGGAAACCUUCUGGAUAUGAAUAUAUUCAAGCACAAGGACAAGAUUCAGGACAUCUCGACCACGGCCAGUAAUGAACACACCCUGGAGAUUAUGCUGAACAAGAGAGUUGCNUCUCUACACCUGACAUACAGAGGUAAGAUAUUCUCUACACCUGACAUACAGAGACAAUUACCUAAUGAGGCCAAGUUAUUCAGCCAGGUUGACAAGACAUGGAAGGACAUCAUGAGGCGUACGGAGGACAGACCUAAUGCACUGAAGGCUGCCACUGCCACAGGAACCUUGGAGGCGCUACAGUCUGCCAACGCCAACCUGGAGAAGAUACACAAAUGUUUGGAGGAUUAUUUGGAGACAAAGAGACUCGUGUUUCCAAGAUUCUACUUCCUCAGUAACGAUGAUCUGUUGGACAUAUUGGCUCAGUCCAGGAACCCAGAUGCUGUACAGCCCCACCUUGGGAAAUGUUUUGGUAACAUCAAAGCUCUGGAGAUCAAGACGUUGCCACGGCAACCACCCACAGUGAAGUGUAUGAUUUCAGCAGAAGGAGAGAUAGUGCAGAUGCCAAAGAACGUGAGGGCGCGUGGUCCCGUGGAAACAUGGCUGGGAGGAGUGGAGAUGGGCAUGUUUGACACUGUCAAAAAACACCUGAAGAUGGGGCUGUCAGACUGGGUGGGGAUCAAGCUACAGGACUGGGUGCUGAAACACCCGGGACAGGUGGUCCUCACAGUGGCACAGAUCAUGUUCAACAAAGAUGUCCUGAACUGUUUUGCCACCUACGAGCCGAGGAAGGCCAUGAUGUCUAUACAGGACAAUCUGGUGGAGACGCUGAACGUCCUGGCCGGACUGGUGUCCACCAAUCUGGCGUCACAUAAGAGACUCAGCAUAGAGGCUCUGCUCAUCAUCACUGUACACAACAGAGACAUCGUGGCGGACAUGAUUGAUAAUAAAGUCACCAAGAAAGACGACUUUGAGUGGAUGAAACAACUGCGUUAUCAGUGGGAUGAACAGACUAAUAACUGUCAUGUCCUACAGUCUAACGCUUCCUUCAUCUAUGGCUACGAGUAUCUGGGCUGUUCUCCCAGGUUGGUCAUCACCCCUCUGACAGAUAGGUGCUACCUCACACUGACAGGCGCGCUCCAUCUGCACCUGGGAGGCUCCCCUGCUGGGCCAGCAGGAACAGGGAAGACGGAGACUGUUAAAGAUUUGGCUAAGGCCAUGGGCAAGCAGUGUGUAGUGUUCAACUGUUCAGAAGGCCUUGACUUCAAAAUGCUGGGGAAGUUCUUCUCUGGCAGUUCUCAGUCUGGCAGCUGGUCGUGUUUUGAUGAGUUUAACAGGAUAGACGUAGAAGUGCUGUCAGUGGUUGCACAGCAACUGCUCACCAUCAAGGCGGCCAAAGACACUGGGGCACCCAAGUUUGUAUUUGAAGGCAGAGACAUAAAACUAAACAUGACAUGUGGAAUCUUUAUCACUAUGAAUCCUAGUUACGCAGGGCGAGUGGAGCUCCCAGACAACCUGAAGUACCUGUUCCGCUCUGUCGCCAUGAUGGUGCCAGACUACACCCAGAUUGCGGAGAUCAUGUUGUUCUCAGAGGGGUUCACGGCUGCCAAGUCACUGUCAGGGAAGAUUGUGAAUCUGUAUCAGCUGGCCAGCAAACAGCUCUCGCAGCAGGACCAUUAUGAUUUUGGUAUGAGAGCCAUCAAGUCAGUGCUGGUGAUGUCUGGACAGAGGAAGAGACAGGCACAACUCAGCUCUGAUGGUAGAGUGAAGAGUAUGACGGAGAAAGAAGAGUCCUACAUCUUGAUCCACUCCUUGAGAGACGCCAACCUGCCUAAGUUCCUGGCAGAAGAUGUGCCAUUGUUUGAGAGCAUCCUGGCAGACUUGUUCCCAGGAAUUAUACCUCCUGAGCAGGACCAGGGGAUCUUAGAGAAAGCCAUCUCCAUGUCUAUCAGAGACCAGGGUCUCCAACACUGGUUUAGUCAGAUAGAGAAAGUGAAGCAGCUCUACAGCCAGAUCUUGGUGCGCCACGGGGUCAUGUUAGUGGGCCCCACGGGGGGUGGGAAGUCUACCGCCAGGAGUAUCUUACACAGGGCUCUGGUCCUGCUACCCUCUAUCUCUACUGAUGUGGCUGCAGAGGAUGGGUUGAUGGACUCACCUCUCAGGAAACCUGGGAUGUUUGUGCACAAUCGGUCUAAGAAAGGCCGUGUGGAAAUCUUCACCAUCAACCCAAAGUGUGUGAAGCUGGGAGAGCUGUACGGUGAGACUGACCCCAACACAUUCGAGUGGACUGAUGGCCUGAUAGCUCACGCUGUGAGGAGGUUUGCCCGAGAGGUCGCCAGUACUCCCACGGAGGACCGUCCGUCCACGGCGGCCACCGCUUUGACCAGUGCCACUGGACUUACUGGGGCCACAGAUGUGGGGCUAUAUAGUGUUGACCUGGAGACCUCCCCUGGGCCCAUUGUAUGA